This is a messenger RNA of Pedinophyceae sp. YPF-701, 1245 nucleotides long. NCBI's taxonomy places the organism in Eukaryota, Viridiplantae, Chlorophyta, Pedinophyceae. The record is from the annotation of a GenBank genome assembly.
AUGGCGGAGUCGGCGCCCCGGUACAAUGCGAGCAACGCCGCGGUGAAGCGCAUCAUGCAGGAGGUGCGGGAGGUACAGAAGGAGGGUGGCAGCGACUUCAUGGCAGAGGCGCUCGAGUCCAACCUGUUCGAGUGGGUCUUCGCCGUGCGCGGGCCCGCGGAGGGCGGCUUCACGGGGGGUCUUUACCUCGGCCGCAUUUCACUCCCCCCGGAGUACCCCAUGAAACCCCCCUCCUUCAUCUUCGCGACGCCCAACGGCCGCUUCGCCGUCGGCCAGAAGAUCUGCCUCUCCAUCUCCAGCCACCAUCCCGAGGAGUGGCAGCCGUCGUGGGGCGUCUGCACCGCGAUGGUCGCCCUGCGAGCAUUCUUUGCCACGCCGGGCAACGGCGCGCUGGGCUCCCUCGACGCGUCGGAGACGGACCGCGCGGAGCUCGCGGCGGACUCCCGCAUGCAGCCGCCACGCAUGCCGUCCGCGGAGAUGCAGGAGAUCGCGGACCGGCUGCACGCCGCCAUGCUCGCGGCGGAGGCGGCGGAGCUGCAGCGACGCAUGCAACAACAACAACAGCAACAGGGCGGCGCGCGGCCGCAGUCCAGUCAGACGGAGCGCGACGCCGGCGCCGGCGACGCCGCGGCUGCGUCCGCAGCGCCGCCGCCCGACACCGCCGCCCCCGUGGGCGAGGUUGCGGCUGCGACGCCGCCUGCGACAGCGGGGGGGGUGUCGGCGGCGCCGCGUGACGAGGACGGCGAACGUGCGACUCCGCGGGCGUCUGACACGGCAGAGCGCGGCGAGGGCUCUCAGGGGCCGUCGCCGGCCGCGGCGCCCGCGGGCCCGUCCGAGUCUGACAGCGGCGCAAAAGACCCCCCGAUUCAGUUCGUCAGGCAGCGCGACGCGACGGGUCCGCGCGCGCCGGGCACAUCCGGCGCGAUGCGCCCGCGCGAGCCCGAGCCCGCGACGCCCUCGGCGCCCGCGGCAGCCCCCCACGCAGACGCCACACCCCGCACACCCAGCACACAGACCCCUCCGCCCGCCACCCCCGACCCCGCCCCCGCCGCGGCUCCGGCGCCGCCCGCCGCCGCCGCGCGACAGCCCACGCCUGCCGCGGCCCCGUCGGACCCCGUCGACACGGCCCUCGCCGUCCUGUCGUACCUCAUCGCAGCCGCGAUGGUGGUGCUGCUGGUGCGAAUACUGCUGCGGGCCGCGGUGCAGGUGGACACGCGGGAGGCCGCGGGGCACUCGGAGCUGUAG